Schizosaccharomyces octosporus yFS286 is the source of this 2772-nucleotide messenger RNA. Its product is annotated as inositol hexakisphosphate kinase/inositol pyrophosphate synthase. The transcript has a single exon. Gene Ontology annotation, biological process: inositol metabolic process; inositol phosphate biosynthetic process. The record is from RefSeq and is a predicted model, not a curated record. Gene Ontology annotation, molecular function: 5-diphosphoinositol pentakisphosphate 1-kinase activity; inositol hexakisphosphate kinase activity; diphosphoinositol pentakisphosphate kinase activity. Bases 1 to 2772 code for a protein of 923 amino acids. Lineage: Eukaryota; Fungi; Ascomycota; Schizosaccharomycetes; Schizosaccharomycetales; Schizosaccharomycetaceae. Gene Ontology annotation, cellular component: cytosol.
AUGUCUCAAAAAGGAGCACCUUCUGUUGCUUCUGAGACAGAACCAUCUACUAGAACAACAUCACCUGUGUCUUCAGGAACAUCCCAGCCUCCUAUAAAACAUAAUGUUGUAGGCGUAUGUGCUAUGGAUGCAAAGGCACGAUCAAAGCCAUGCAGAAAUAUUCUGAAUCGAAUUAUCGCUGAAGGCGAGUUUGAGGCUAUCGUAUUCGGUGACAACAUGAUUUUGGACGAAGAGGUGGAGAAUUGGCCUGCUUGUGAUUAUUUAAUUUGUUUUUAUUCUAAUGGAUUUCCGCUAGAAAAGGCAGAACGAUACGUUGAUCUUAGAAAACCAUUCUGUGUUAACGACGUCUUAUUUCAAGAAUUGCUAUGGGAUCGCCGUUUAGUUUUGAAGAUAUUAGACUCUAUCAGUGUUUCCACACCUCCAAGGUUGAUUUGUAACCGAGAUGGAGGACCAAGGUUACAUAAGGUCCUGGCUGAAAAGUUGAAACGUAAAUUUGGUUUCCAUUUAAAAAAGGAACCCUUACCAACAAUGGAAAUGUUGGAUGAAGAUACUCUUUGUGUCGAUGGUGAAAUCCUAAAAAAACCUUUUGUGGAAAAGCCUACCUAUGGUGAAGACCAUAACAUUUAUAUCUAUUUUCCCAAAUCCGCCGGUGGUGGCGGCCGGAAACUAUUUCGUAAAAUCGCAAACAAGUCUUCUGAUUAUGAUCCCGAUCUUUGCUAUCCUCGCACGGACGGAUCGUAUAUAUAUGAGCAAUUCAUGAAUGUCGACAAUGCAGAGGAUGUCAAAAUAUAUACAGUUGGUUCGCAUUAUAGACAUGCUGAAACAAGAAAGUCACCGGUUGUUGAUGGUAUUGUGCGCCGUAAUCCUCAUGGAAAAGAAAUUCGUUUUAUUACCAACUUAUCUGAAGAAGAGAAAGUAAUGGCUUCUAAGAUAUCGAUUGCUUUUGAACAGCCUGUUUGUGGAUUUGACUUGUUAAGGGUGUCAGGAAGAUCCUAUGUGAUUGAUGUAAAUGGCUGGUCAUUUGUUAAAGAUAACAAUGAUUAUUAUGACAAUGCCGCUCGUAUCUUGAAACAGAUGUUUCAUGUUGCUGAACGCCAUAGGAGAAAUCGUGUUCCCUCCGUUCAAGAAGUGCUUAAUCCCCCUCCUAGGGAAAGUGAAGCCUGGAGAUUGAAAAGUUUGGUUGUUGUACUUCGUCACGCCGACCGCACCCCUAAACAAAAGUUUAAGUUUUCAUUCAGUUCUGAACCUUUCGCAAAACUGCUUCAGGGUCACACCGAAGAAGUUAUAUUGCGUCACGAGCAAUUGAAUAGUGUCUUGGCAGCUACAAACGUAGCAUCAGAGAUGAAAUGCGAAGAUUUAAGCAAGUUGAAACAACUUAGGCUUGCUUUAGAAACCAAGAAAAAUUUACCUGGUACAAAAGUCCAACUCAAACCAGCGUAUUCCUCUGAAGGCAAUCUUACAAAAUUACAACUCAUCAUCAAAUGGGGAGGUGAAUUCACCCAUUCUGCACGAUAUCAAUCCAAGGAUCUUGGUGAACAAUUUCGUAAAGAUCUCUAUAUAAUGAACCGCGAUUGUCUAAAAGAUGUUGAGAUUUUUACAUCAUCUGAACGCCGUGUGUCAACUUCUGCCGAAAUUUUUGCAAUGGCCUUUUUGGAGCAAGAAACAAUAGCGAAUGACUUAUUAAAGGUUAGGAAAGAUCUUUUGGAUGACUCCAAUGCUGCUAAAGAUACAAUGGAUAAAGUUAAAAAACACUUAAAGUCACUAUUAAGGGUUAGUGAUACGGCAAGAAAAGAAUUUACUUGGCCAGAGAAUAUGCCCAAACCUUGUGAAGUUAUGCAGCAGGUAGUUCAAUUAAUGAAAUAUCAUCGAGCCAUCCUACGUGAGAAUUUUAUCAUCCUAGGACCUGGAGCUGAGCAAGUACAAUCUCGUUGGUGCUGCAGCGAAAACCCUGCCUUAUUUAGAGAACGGUGGGAAAAGCUUUUUAAUGAGUUUUGUGAUUCUGAAAAAGCAGAUCCUUCGAAAGUAUCGGAACUUUAUGAUACCCUUAAAUAUGAUGCAUUACACAAUCGUCAGUUUUUGGAAAGAAUAUUCACACCUUACCAAUAUUUGAGAUUUCCCCAAGAUCCUGGUUUAACAACUAGGGAGUCUUCUAGUUCUUCUAAUGACUCCAGUAAUAACGGCAUUUCAAAUAUGAGCAAAUCCGCCAGAAAGACAGAAAGACCACUAGAAAAGCUGUAUGAGUUGUACGAUCUUGCUAAGGUUUUGUUUGAUUUUGUUUCUCCUCAAGAGUAUGGUAUAGAACAAGAAGAAAAGCUUGAAAUUGGAUUAUUGACAAGUGUGCCUCUUCUACGACAAGUUCUGGACGAUAUUAAAGUUGCCAGAGACUCUGAUCACGCAUCAACGAGGAUGUAUUUUACCAAAGAGUCACAUAUAUAUACUUUACUGAACUGCAUUCUUGAGUCUGGGUUACCCAUGAAGAUGCCACGAAAUCAGAUUCCUGAGUUGGAUUACCUUACGCAAAUUUGUUUUGAGUUGUUUGAGCGUACAAAUCCUUCCGGAAACAAGGAAUUUUCAGUUAGGAUUACGCUGUCUCCAGGGUGCUAUGCUCAAUGUCCUUUGGAUAUGAAAUUAGACGCCAAACACUGCAUCAGUGUCGCUCCUAGGCGGUCUUUAACGAGACAUCUGGAUCUUCAAAACUUUGUGAAGAGUAUUGAAGAUCGGUGUAAUUCUGUCCAUCUACCGAAGCGUUUCAUUCCAGUAAAUAUAAACUAA